AGGCUUGGUUCUUUAAUUCUUUUUGGUGAAUGGUGAUCCCUCCGGAGUCCCCCAGCUAGCUGCAUCAGAUGCCUUUCUUCUUGUCUUCCCACCCUGACGAUGGAUCACCGCAUUGAUGCACGCUUGUUGAUUUGUCUCGCUUUACCCGCCGCUUCACAAAUUGCUAGUUGCUGAACGUCAGUAUAAAUAAAUGAGUGUGCAUCAGAACUUUUAACUGCUCGUGUUCACCCAAUUCAUUAAUUCCUUUGGUAGUGAGUAGUGUCAAGCAUGCAAGGCAGGCUGACACUCGAAUAGUACUCCCGACCAGAAUACGCAGUGCUUACUAUACUGCUCCUUCCUUCCUUCCUUCCUAGCAUCCUACUCCUACCGCCCCGCCUGAUUCAUUUUUAUUUCAGGUAAAGACCAAAAUGUCUACCCAACAGCAGCCUCGGCCAUGGUUCCGUUUGGCUAACAUAAUGCGCCCAGCACCUCCACCUGCACCUGCACCUGCACCACCACCGCCUCUUGCACGUCCCCCUGCUCCAACACCUUCACUGCAAGCCCCACCUCCUAUUGCACCCUUCAGGCCCCCUGUAGCUCUGCCUCGGCCUCUGCCACCUGCUCCACCGAAUUUGCCUGUUGCUUCACCCCCUUCUGUAACCCCUACAACCCCAAGCUCCCCUCAGAUCUCCACUACUAGAGCACCUCCACCAUCGCCACGACCACCGCCAACACCUCCGGCUCCAAGCCCCUCCCCCACGCCUCCAAAAUCCCCUACCCCCUCCAUAACUAGGUCGCCUGUUGCACCCCCUCCUAAACCUGGGUCUUCGUCGCCACCAGCAUCUCCAAUAAUCAAAACUGCAUCAGCGGAAACGUCUUCGGCUGCACGUCCAGUUGUAUCCUCUCCAUCUUUAUCAGCAUCCCCAAAAACUAAACCCCCAUCACCGCCCUCUUCAACAAUAGCAUUGCCAGCCUCUCCUGCUCCAAAAACAUUGCUCUAUUCAGGCCCUCCCACUGCAGCACCAGCACCAGCACCAGUCCCUCCACCACCUUCUCCAGUUGCAGCCACCGCCGCAAGACCUCGUGCUGCACCCAGCCCGAGGGUGAAAAGCAGUACACCUCCUCCUAAUCACGCUCAAUCCACCAUUGUGAAACCUUCAGCUCAUCCUCCAUCUCCAUUAACACUGCCUCCGCCGCAACUCAGGGCUGACGCAACCAGUCAUGAUUAUGAUCUGGAACCAAUACCCCCAGAAGCUGUGCAGAAAACAGUGCUAACGCAAGAUGAUACCAGUCAUGAAAAGGCGCCAAAGAUCGAUCCCACGAAGUCGUCGUCCUCCCCCUCCUCCGGGGGGAAAGAGAGACAAGUUAAGAAAGACAAAGGAGCAAUGACGACUUACAAGGACAAAAAGAAUCAUAAUAAUAAAUCAGCUGUUUCUUCACCAGAGCUUGGUAUGAGAGUCGUAACACUUGCAGGUGACAACAAAGGAGCUGUUAUGGAAUUGAGCCCAGGAGCUUCCCGCAAGAAGUACGAUUCUGGGCAACAUUUCUGGGGUAAAAAUGGCCAGAAAUUGGGAAGCCAUGAGAAGGAGGAGGAGGACGGCAGGCAUUCUGAUGACGGUGGGAUAAAGAAUGGAAGAGGCGAAAUGGGAAGGAGCAAAUUAGUGGCAGCUCCACAGCCCCCAGUGGACGCCUUUGUGAACAGUAACGUCCAGGGAGUCAACAAUUCCAUUGUCUACAACUGCACCUACGGCAACCGUGAUCCUGGAGUCCAUCUCUCGGUAUCUAGGAAGGGCAAUGGCCACCACCACCAGCAGGACGCCGGCCAUUAUAAUGUUCAUCGUGACUAGUCUAGGCACAGUGCCUGAAUGAUCAAGGGAGCAUAGGAAGUUAUGCGUAUUUAUAUUUGGUUGCAUGAUUCGUGGUAUUUUAUUUAAAUCUUAAAGCGGCUGGGGCCUGGCUCGCUAAUAAUUGUUGCACUUUUCUGCAACCUCUUCCGGUCUGUCAUAAUGUUGUACUUGAAAACUUUGAGCGUGCAUCUUCUUGAUUCCAUUAUCAACGAAUAAUUUCAUCUCCCCGUUUUACUUGCUUCU
Coffea eugenioides is the source of this 2069-nucleotide messenger RNA. Its product is annotated as vegetative cell wall protein gp1-like. The record is from RefSeq and is a predicted model, not a curated record. Lineage: Eukaryota; Viridiplantae; Streptophyta; Magnoliopsida; Gentianales; Rubiaceae. The transcript has a single exon. Bases 408 to 1826 code for a protein of 472 amino acids.